Messenger RNA from Protopolystoma xenopodis, 276 nucleotides. The record is from the annotation of a GenBank genome assembly. Lineage: Eukaryota; Metazoa; Platyhelminthes; Monogenea; Polystomatidea; Polystomatidae.
CUCGAAGCCCAAAUUUACUCUGAUUUGAAGCCCGUUACGGUGGCCUGGCAGUUGAACGGACAGGAUUUGGUGACCUCGGAGAAAACAGAGACGUCCUACAUUGAGGAGACUGGCUUGGCACAUCUGAUUAUUCGAAGGGCAAGUCACAUGGACUCCGGAGAGUACACGUGUCUCGUGACAGGGGACAUAAUUGAACCGAUCUCUGGCAGAAGAAUAUCGCGCACAAUUAUUUCCAGCUCAUCUGUCCUCAUUGAACAGUUUCGGAUUAUUUCCUAA